This is a messenger RNA of Aureobasidium subglaciale EXF-2481, 480 nucleotides long. RefSeq lists its product as uncharacterized. NCBI's taxonomy places the organism in Eukaryota, Fungi, Ascomycota, Dothideomycetes, Dothideales, Saccotheciaceae. Bases 1 to 480 code for a protein of 159 amino acids. The record is from RefSeq and is a predicted model, not a curated record. The transcript has a single exon.
AUGCCUCUAAGCCUCGAAUAUGUUUUUACCCUCCAUGUCGAACUUGCACCACCACUCGACUUUGGCUCCACGCACACCGGGGACCGUCGAUUCAUCCCCAUUGUGGGUGGCCGCGUAGAAGGCCCACGUCUCACCGGUGAGAUCCUCUCUGGUGGAGGCGACUGGAACUCUGUACGGAGUGACGGAGUUGUGCACGUCCUUGCCAAGUAUGCCAUCAUGGCCGACGAUGGAAGUCUCAUCAACAUUCACAACGAGGGCUACGGACGUGCCACCCAAGCGGAUAUGAGGAUAGUCUUUGGGAAUGACCCCGCGAGCGCCUCACUGAAGAAGGAUGGCGCAGAGUGGUACACCAAAACAUUCCCUCGUUUUGAAGUCGCUGAUGGUCCUCAUGUCUGGUUGGCGAAAUCUUGCUUUCUGGGCGACUUACUUCCACCAGACAGGCCGAAUCAUGUGAAGGUCAAGGUGUACGAGGUCAUCUGA